GGUGACCUCCUCCCUCCGAUCCUUCCUCCCAAACCCUAACUCCCACUCCCUCCCUUCCGCCACCGCCACUCCGAUCGAAUCGAUGGCGACGCCGCACUUCCUCCCUUCCGCCGCCGCCACUCCGCUCCCGAUCCAGACCCCCCUUGCAGCCGCCUCUUUCUCUUCCACACCUCUCCCCUUGCCACCGCCUCCCUCUCUGCCACCCACCUCUCCCCUCGCCGGCGGUCUGCCACAUCCGGCAACGUCGAGGCCAGCGGGCGCUGGAUCCGGCACCGGCGUGGCCCCUCCAUCAACAACUCGAACUGGGGGGCGGCGGCGCCAUGGCUUCCCCAACCCCACGGCAUGGGCCUGAGCCACCCGCUGGCCUCGGCUGGGUCCCGGAUGAGUAGCCGCGCAGGAUGAUGUUGAUGGCGCUGCGGCCGCGGCCCCCGACCAUCCUGCCGGCGCUGUGGGCCCCGCGGGAGGGAAGGAAGAGGGGAAUGGCGAGGCGAGGCAAAGGAGGCGGCGGGGCUGGCGUCGGGGACGCGGCGCGGGCGGUGUGGCGCAGGGGACCGGCGCGGCCGCGGCUCCUGGUUGUCUCCGCCGUGGCCUGGGCGCUGCUCCUCCUCGCCUUCCACCUCCCCUCCGCCUACUUCCUCUCAGUGGUGGUCAUCGUGUGCAUGCAAUUAACCAGGACGAUGAGUGCGGCGACGAGUCCGACCAGGGCGAGCUGGAAGAGGAGGCCCAGGAGCUCGCCGCCCCUCAUGGUGAGGGCGCGCCCGACUUGGAUGGUGGCCGCCAAGGCCAACACCAAUGAGGAUGUCGUCCUGGAGUUUGUCGGGGACCUCAUCCCAUUUGACAAGGCGCGUGCCACUACGAGCGCGUCCCCAUGGAUGGCGGGAGGUGGAGGGUGGUUUGUGCAGGAUGGGGAGGUGGGAGAAGAAGAACUCUGAAGGUAAACAAUCUAACACUACUGCUCACAAUCUGAGAACUCAACUCAAUGGAUACAGGGAAGGAGAUGGAGGGUGACGCACAGCCAUGGAGAGGAGCAGCAGCGGCUCAAGAUUGUAUGAUGUGGUGGUUAUCUUUUUUCGUUGCUGGGGUCAUUGGAACCUGGAUGUCAUAUGUUAUGUGAUCUGAGCCAUAUGGCAUAUUGUAAUCUUUUUAUUUUUGGUUUUUAUGUACGAUGUCAUGAAGAUGUAUGUUUGAAAUGUUGUUUUGACAGCAAAAUUGUAUUCAUGUGUACAUGUUGUUUUGACAGCAAAAUUAUGAAAUUUCUCAACAAUAUGUAUGGAUUAAAUAUAUAUAUGUUUUCCAAUUUUC
Triticum dicoccoides is the source of this 1302-nucleotide messenger RNA. RefSeq lists its product as uncharacterized. NCBI's taxonomy places the organism in Eukaryota, Viridiplantae, Streptophyta, Magnoliopsida, Poales, Poaceae. The record is from RefSeq and is a predicted model, not a curated record. The transcript has 5 exons. The coding region runs from base 399 to 932 and encodes 177 amino acids.